Molecule: messenger RNA, 1107 nt
Organism: Drechmeria coniospora
Lineage: Eukaryota; Fungi; Ascomycota; Sordariomycetes; Hypocreales; Ophiocordycipitaceae
Exons: 5
Coding region: 1-1107 (368 amino acids)
Source: RefSeq, a predicted model, not a curated record
AUGACCUUGCUUUGCCGUCUGGGACUUGGCAGCGUUGAGAUUGUUGCUCUCGUCGUCCUGCUGCUCUCGCUCGCGGUGCUCCAUGCAAAGGUCGGCCUUCUUCCUGUCUCCCCGAGGCCUGGGAGACACCAACAAGGAGCACAGCCCGCGAAAGCCCCCGCAGUAGGGUUGGUCAUAGAACCUCUGACGGAGUUCGACUGGAAAAGGACAGAGCCUCGCAGACUGAGGCCGUUCAAGAACAUCUACCACGUCACAAUGGCGCUGCAGUCGGAUUCGCCGUCGAAUCUCAUCACCGUUGAUAAGGAUUACCUCGAUCGUGUCCACCUCCGACGGAGCCUCAUCGGCCAACAUGGCGAAAAGGUCCACGGAUGCCUGCCUGGAGGGGUCGAGGCCGUGCGAGAGCUAUACAUCUACCUCCUCCGCCGCUUUCUUCCCGCUCGGUACCCCACCAUGUUUGCGCUCUCCAGAGACGAGAGGCAGCUGAGCAAUCUCGUCACCGGCAAGACCUUCCCGGUCAGCCCGCCGGAGGACCCAAACGACGCUCUGCGUGUUCUUGGGGAAACUGUCGAGGAGGACAUGUUCCUGCUGCACAAUACCCCAGAGGGCCACAAGUCAUUCGCUUUUCUCUGCUGCUUCCCCGCAGGCUUCGAUCCGUCCACGAAACUCGGGAAGCUUCUCAGGGAUAUUCAUUCGCCGGUGCCGUCGUACGACAAGAUCGGUGCCAGCAUGGAGCGCUUUUUUGCCAAGCUGGAGGUCGGGAAACCGGUCAAGAGGGCAAACGCGAGUGCACCACUGGUUCCGACUGUCAGAUCCGUGCUAACCGGCUACCGCAGGGACCCUGCCGCCAUGGAUGCGGCGGAUAUCGAUAUCGACCACGUCUUCUUCCGAGUAGAGCUGCAGACGCUCACUCGCUUGCCGCAGACGCGGGCCCUCCUCUUCUCCUUCAAGACGUACAUGUACCCGCUGCGGCAGAUCAAGGAGGAAGGGUUGGGGCCUGAUCUUGCAGCAGCCGUCGAGGGCUUGAAAAAUGGCAAUGCGCCGGCCAUGUGGACGUACAAGGGAGGUCAUCGCUGGUCGAGGCGCGUUUGUGAGUACCUGCGGGCAUAA